Molecule: messenger RNA, 177 nt
Organism: Aspergillus calidoustus
Lineage: Eukaryota; Fungi; Ascomycota; Eurotiomycetes; Eurotiales; Aspergillaceae
Source: the annotation of a GenBank genome assembly
AUGCUCCCCAUCAACGCCCCCAGCCAUAUCAAGGAGACUACCAAGUUUCCCGCAACCUUCGACUCUGCCCUAGAGUCCCGUAUUGCCCGCGUCCUGGACGAUGCAGGGGUUCCAAAUUUCAUGUGGGGGGAUAUGUACCUCGCCAUCAUAGGGUCGAGGACCGCAGCAUUUUACUAG